Molecule: messenger RNA, 3498 nt
Organism: Acanthaster planci (crown-of-thorns starfish)
Lineage: Eukaryota; Metazoa; Echinodermata; Asteroidea; Valvatida; Acanthasteridae
Product: organic cation transporter protein-like
Biological process (GO): transmembrane transport
Cellular component (GO): membrane
Molecular function (GO): transmembrane transporter activity
Source: RefSeq, a predicted model, not a curated record
CAAUGGUGGUGAAGAACGAGUUAGCCGUCGACAAACAGCAAGUAUCGUGCGCCUUUGACGACAUCCUUGGCGCCAUCGAUGAAUUUGGCACCUGGCAAAAGAUUUUGUUUUCCAUGGUACCGCUAAUUGGGGUGGUCCAUGCCAUGAACGCUCUGGCCCAGGUCUUCAUGGCCGGGGAGGCCGACCACUGGUGCCGUGUGUCCUCCUGGGACCAGGCCAACUGCACCGCUGCGGGCCUGCCGGACGACUGGGAGUGUCUCCUGGAGAAACGCAACGCCUCCAUCCCGUACAAUGCCACCACGAAAGUCUUUGACAGCUGCGAGAUGUACAACGUGACCGGUGUGGUAUUCACCCCUGGAUUGAGGCCGUCCGACUUUGACAAUACCAACACAGUUAGGUGCAGGGAUGCUGAUGGUUGGAUCUAUGACACAAGACAGUAUGAGAAAACCAUUAUAAAUGAGUUUUUCGUUUCAUUUCAGUUUAAUCUUGUCUGCGACCAGAAAGCUACCGUGAACCUUCUUCAGUCCAUCUACUUUGCUGGUUUUCUGGUUGGCUCGUUCGUCUUUGGCUCCCUAGCAGACUGGAUUGGCCGCAAACCAGCGCUUUAUUUGGCGUCUACGGUACUCCUGUGUGCAUCCGUGGCCAACGUCUUCUCGCCCAGCGUGCUGGUGUACAUGAUCCUUCGAUUCUUCAUCGCGGCCGGCGCCAUGGGGGCGUUCCUCGUCUGCUUUGUCCUGACGUGUGAGUUUGUUGGCCCGAGUAGACGUGUCGUCGUCGGUAUUUUCGUCCAGGCAUUCUUCUCGCUUGGUCUCCUCCUCCUGUCGCUUCUAGCCUUCCUCAUUCGAACGUGGCGGUUCCUGCAGCUUUGCCUUGGGGUCUCCACUGUCUUGUAUUUUCUUCUGUACUUCUUCAUUCCAGAGUCUGCUCGUUGGGAGGUAUCCAAAGGAAGGUAUAAAAAUGCCGAGAGGACGUUAAGGAAGAUGGCAGCCAGAAACAAGAAGGAAUUCCCUGAAGAAAUGUUUUCUCCAGAAAUCAUCGCAUCUAAGCAACACAAUGAAGGGCAGCAAACGUUCGUCGCACUCUUCCGCACUCCGAACAUGCGCAUCAAAACACUGAACCUCAUGUUCUACUGGUUUGUUGUCAACAUGGUCUAUUACGGAUUGGGCCUUAGCACUUCCAACCUGGGCGUGGAUGAUUAUCUUGCUGCGGCAAUAUCCGCCUUCGUCGAGUUCCCCAGCCUCAUCUUCAGCGUCUUCUCACUUCAGUAUUUCGGCCGGCGUAUCAACCUGAGCGGCACCAUGGUGCUUGGGGGCGUGGCUUGCAUCAUUACUGCUUUCCUCGAAGAGGGCGUGGCACGGACGGCUAUCGCCAUGGUCGGCAAGUUUGGUAUCAGCGCGGCUUUUGCGAUCAUCUAUGUGGUGUCUGGAGAAAUUUUCCCUACGCCAGUCAGGAGUGCCGGCAUGGGGGUGACGUCGAUGUCAUCUCGUAUCUCCGGCAUCAUCUCCCCGUUCCUUCUGGAGCUGGGGUCGGCCUGGCCGCCCUUCCCGUUCGUGGUAUUUGGCGUCUUAUCGAUAGCUUCCGGCCUGCUGUCCCUGCUGCUCCCCGAGACGAGCAACAAGAAACUCCCAGAAACAAUGGAAGAAGGGGAAGCCUUUGGAAAGCCAAAGUGUAUUGGGAGCAGCGGUGAGGAGAAGGACGUUGCUAUGGUAACCAUCGGUGUGGUGGAGUUAGACACCGAUGCAGGGGUGGAGAAUCCGACUUUCGAGGACAAAGGGUGCCAGACAAGCGAGUCUAGCUUUAAGGAACUUGCCGGACCGUGAAAGUAGUCUGGAGCCUUGCUGACCACGUCGAAGACGAACAUUGUCACAGCCUUGAAAACCCGCUCAAAGAUAAAGUAAAAACUAAACAGUCCAAAAAGUGUCUGAUGUUUUGGGUAACCAUUUUAAACUAACAACAGUAUUUGAUAAUAAAGUUAUUGCCAUAAACCUUUUCGAUAUUCUCAAUGCAUCUCUGAGGAACGAACAACACAUUUUAUGCACAAGCCUAUGGAAAAAAUACACGACAGCUAUUAAUCAGUUGAACUUUAAUAAUACCCGAACCUUAGCCACCCUCUUUUCAAACAGUGUUGCGUUGAAGAAUGGAAUUAUGUCAUUAACAAAGUUAGCUUUGGAGCUUGCAAGAAAAAGAAAAUCCGGAAAAGGCCUUUCAUGAUCAUGGUUGUUGACGUCAGUGAAAUAUAUCUGGGCCAUUCAAAAGAGAACUAAGAUUUGAAGCUCAGUUCUCCCACUUUUGCCAAUCAGGUUUUUUUCUACUACCUGCUGUGACUGGUAACCCCUUCAAAAAGACAUCACGGGCAAUUGUUUUGUAGUUCAUGGCGUCUGACUUGAGUUUUUUACUUGAUGAGCUGUUAGUUGAGACAUAUUCAGAGGAAACAGCUACUUAUGUUUGACAGGCUCAAUUCUUCAAUACGUUUAUACAUAAAAUGCUUGGCUUGUUUUUAUCCAGUGAAGACGAAAAAGACAAAAGCCGUCAUAAAAUACAAUGCAGGCUUUAUAUAGAUAACGAAUAUCCCAUUGUUGCAUUUUGAAAUUUCAAAAUAAGCUUGAUGUUCCAUUCGAAUAUUUUUCAUUUUAUACCAACACUUUUUCAUGACUUCUGUUAAAACACAACUAUGUAGGCUGAUUUAAUCAGCGAACCAUCUAAUGAGAUCGGUGGACAAGGUUUUAGAAACUGAGAUUUACUUUGCUGUAGCAUAAUGGACAGACUCGUUAAAGUUCAGACACUCCCCCUGUAAGCAAAUACGCAAGAUGGCGUUUAUAUACAGCGCCUUGGACACAUUAUUUUUUACUCGUUGUGAAGUUCAGUACAUCUAAUAUCUACUACCUGUGAGCACCAGAUUUAGACAUCUUUUAUAUAUCAUUUAAAAAGAAUUAGUUUAUCCUCCCGUGGCCAACGUUGGUUCUGUUGCUCUUGGGGCCACACAGAGGUGAACAAUUGCAAAUACAUGUACCGUACUUAAAGUUGCCUUUAACCCUAAAAAAAAAAAAGCCGGGGGCGGACUCCGCCUGUGAGAUGGGCAAAGAUUACCCGGCUCUUUUAGGGUCAAAUACUUUUAUUUGUGUUAACCGCUCGUCUUCAUUAAUAUUCUUUGACCUUACGCUCUACCGGGGGAAAACUGCUAUUUAUAAAAUGUCACAAUAUAUAAAUAUUAAAAACACUUAACGUAUAAAGCAAUAUAACUUGUGUUUGCAGACGCUCAUUGGAACGUCUUUCGUAAUUGGUUAAAUGCGACCCUAUAUAUUUAGUGUUUUGCCUCCCACAUUUCUUUUGUGAGCCUCAUUCGGACAAGCUGUAACCAGAGCUGUUCAUGUAAGAGCUUGGAUAUUGGGUCUGACCAGGAGGAAACAAAAUGGCGGAAAAAGAGAUGAAACCAGCUGAUGACAAGCAGGCAAUAAAGACGACUUAUGCCUUUGACGACAUCAUCUGCGCCGUUGGUGA